GCCGCCCCCUAAAGACGCGUGAUUGCGAAGUGCUCGGUAACGCGCUUAUGUGAGGCGCGCCCCCGUGCGCAGUGUCGGCUUGUAGGUGCCGCGCUCGGCUGUGUCAGUUCUCGCUCUCGGGAGCAGUGUGCUAUACACCGCGGCUAUAGAGGAGACACAGAAAGAGAGAGUGGUACAGCGGACACCUUCCACCCCCCGAACCCCGGACAUGCAGCCGCCCCCGCCCAGGCUGAGGAGCAGCAGGAGGAGGAGAUGAGGCUCCGCAAUGGCACUUUCCUGACUCUGCUCGCCUUCUGCUUCUGCAUCUUCCUCUCUCUAUCCUGGUACACGGCUUUCAGCGGGCAGAAAGGAGAUGUGGUGGAUGUAUAUCAGAGGGAGUUCCUGGCCCUCAGGGAUCGUCUUCAUGCUGCUGAACAGGAGAACCUAAAGCGCUCCAAGGAACUGAACCUGGUCCUGGAUGAAAUAAAGAGGGCCAUAUCCGAAAAACAAGCCUUACGAGACAUCAACCGCACAUGGAGCAGCUUAUCUGAUGAAACCAAGUUGAAACUGUGGAACAUCACAAACAAGAAUGUAUUACAUCUACCGACCAUUUUCCAUCACCUUCCCCACCUGCUAUCAAAGGAGAACAGCUUGCAGCCAGCAAUACACGUGGGUCAAGGUCGUACGGGAGUAUCUAUAGUAAUGGGGAUCCCCAGUGUGAAGAGGGAGGUGCACUCCUACCUGACAGACACCCUCAACUCCUUGAUAUCUGAGCUCAACCAGCAGGAGAAGGAAGACUGUGUGAUUGUGGUGCUGAUAGCAGAGACUGAUGCACAGUACGCGACUUCUGUGGCUGAAAACAUAAAAAGCAUAUUUCCAAAUGAAAUACAAUCAGGCCUUCUAGAAGUUAUAUCCCCAUCGCCCAACUUCUACCCAGAUUUUUCACGCCUGCGAGAAUCUUUUGGAGACCCCAGGGAGCGAGUCAGGUGGAGGACAAAACAGAAUCUAGAUUAUUGCUUCUUAAUGAUGUAUGCCCAGUCAAAGGGUACAUACUAUGUGCAGCUGGAGGAUGAUAUUGUGGCUAAACCCAACUAUUUGAGCACAAUGAAGAACUUUGCCCUUCAGCAGCCCUCUGAGGAGUGGAUGAUUUUAGAAUUCUCCCAGCUUGGCUUCAUUGGAAAGCUUUUCAAGUCUCUGGACCUUAGUAUGAUUGUCGAGUUUAUCCUCAUGUUUUACAAAGACAAGCCCAUUGAUUGGCUCCUGGACCACAUCCUGUGGGUGAAAGUGUGCAAUCCAGAAAAAGAUGCUAAACAUUGCGAUCGGCAAAAGGCAAAUCUUCGAAUACGAUUUAAACCUUCACUGUUCCAACACGUAGGAACCCACUCAUCGUUGGCAGGAAAAAUUCAGAAGCUAAAGGACAAAGACUUUGGGAAGCAAGCUCUACGCAAGGAGCAUGUCAAUCCAGCUGCUGAGGUCAGCACUAGUUUAAAAACUUACCAACAUUUUACCUUGGAGAAGGCUUACCUGAGGGAAGACUUCUUCUGGGCAUUCACACCAACUGCAGGAGACUUUGUACGCUUCAGGUUCUUCAAGCCCUUACGGGUGGAAAGGUUCUUUUUCCGCAGUGGAAAUAUAGAGCACCCUGAGGAUAAGCUUUAUAACACAACAGUGGAGAUUCUCCCUUUUGAUAGUCUCCAGUCUGACAAAGAAGCUUUACACGAAGGUAGAGGGAAGCCAUCUAAAUAUCACAGAACACCAGAUGGAUACUUUCAAAUAGGAUCAUUUAACAAGGGCAUAGCAGAAGGAGAAGUGGAUCCUUCUUUUGGGCCACUUGAAGCACUGCGCCUUUCUAUUCAGACGGAUUCUCCUGUAUGGGUUAUUUUGAGUGAGAUAUUUAUUAAAAAAGCAGACUGAUCUUUUAUGGACCAAGCUGUCACGUGCUGCUCUGCUCUUGUUUCUCUCCCAUAGUUCUGCUAUCACGAGAGAACCACACAAGGUCAGUAUUGAACAGAAGCAUUAUCCACAUUAUCCAAAGUGCAACGGAAGCACUUAACUGGUUUCUGUCAAGGCUCCCAGAAUGCUCUGCUGCUCAUGAAGGGGCAGUUGUCUUCUCCUAUGCCACUUGUCACCACUUCCUCCAACAGUGAGGAGAAAAAUCCCAGUGAGACCGUCUUCUCAGCGACUUCAAACCAUCAUUGAUGGCCCGCUUUUUCCUUUGAGAGUGGAUUUUAUAAAGUAAUCAUCCUCCAUGGAAAGCACAAACAUAGUAAACUUUGGACACCAAAGCAUUGCUUUCUGCCUUGGAUAUACAUGUGGAAAUGUUCUCAUGUGCCGAUGGAUUGAGGGGAGUGGGGAUACACUUGUUCAAAAAAAAGUUUUUCUCUGAAACACGUUUGGUGUCUGACUUUUUCUUUGGACCCUUCCAGCACUGAAGUAGUUCAUGGCCUUUUGUUAUUUAUUUGCUGUGAGCAAUUUAGACUACUUUGUUCUCUUGUUCUUCUGUUUGUUUAUUUUGUUUUUUGAAUGAUCUAUGCCAUUGAGAUGAGAUACUCAGCAGGCCAGAAAAAAGAGUACUU
This is a messenger RNA of Nanorana parkeri, 2555 nucleotides long. RefSeq names its product mannosyl (alpha-1,3-)-glycoprotein beta-1,4-N-acetylglucosaminyltransferase, isozyme B (gene MGAT4B). Lineage: Eukaryota; Metazoa; Chordata; Amphibia; Anura; Dicroglossidae. Gene Ontology annotation, biological process: protein N-linked glycosylation. The transcript has 15 exons. Bases 253 to 1893 code for a protein of 546 amino acids. The record is from RefSeq and is a predicted model, not a curated record. Gene Ontology annotation, cellular component: endoplasmic reticulum; Golgi stack; endoplasmic reticulum-Golgi intermediate compartment. Gene Ontology annotation, molecular function: acetylglucosaminyltransferase activity.